Molecule: messenger RNA, 2869 nt
Organism: Elephantulus edwardii (Cape elephant shrew)
Lineage: Eukaryota; Metazoa; Chordata; Mammalia; Macroscelidea; Macroscelididae
Gene: DLL4
Product: delta-like 4 (Drosophila)
Exons: 11
Coding region: 335-2392 (685 amino acids)
Biological process (GO): establishment or maintenance of epithelial cell apical/basal polarity; Notch signaling pathway; heterophilic cell-cell adhesion
Cellular component (GO): protein-containing complex; plasma membrane
Molecular function (GO): calcium ion binding
Source: RefSeq, a predicted model, not a curated record
UCAGUAGCGGCGCUGCACGCAGGCCGAGAGUACGAAGCCGAGAGCUACAGCCCAAACCACUUGGGUGCAGUGUAGCCAGGGCACUGGCUGCCUUGCAGCCCCAGGAUUAGUCGGAGGACACGUCCUCAGCGCGGCCGCCGCCCACCAGCUCUCACCUGGAUUACUUACCACGGCAGCUGGAGCAGAGCUAGAAGGCGCGGGGCGGGGGGUGAGCAGCGUCCAAGCGAAGCCCAGCUUUUCAGGGACGCCUCCUGUACGCGGACGCGAGGGAAAGCAGCGUCCAGAGCAAAGCCGGCUUCAGGGCCCGCGGGUGGAGCGAGAGACGCCCCUGGGGAUGGCAGCCGCGACCCGGAGCGCCUCUGGCUGGGUUUUGCUGCUGCUCGUGGCACUUUGGCAGCAGCGCGCGACCGGCUCCGGAGUCUUCCAGCUGCAGCUACAAGAGUUCGCUAACGAGCAGGGCGUCCUCGCCAGCGGGCGGUCUUGCGAGCCCGGCUGCCGGACCUUCUUCCGCGUCUGCCUUAAGCACUUCCAGGCAGUUGUGUCUCCCGGGCCCUGCACCUUUGGCAGCGUCUCUACUCCGGUGCUGGGCACCAACUCCUUCGCGGUCGCGGACGACAGUAGCGGCGGAGGCCGCAAUCCUCUCCAACUGCCUUUCAAUUUUACCUGGCCGGGUACUUUCUCCCUCAUCAUUGAAGCUUGGCACGCGCCUGGAGACGACCUGCGGCCAGAGGCCUUGCCAGCAGACUCGCUCAUCAGCAAGAUCACCAUUCAGAGGUCCCUAGCUGUGGGUGAGAACUGGUUACUGGAUGAGCAGACCAGCCCCCCAACAAGACUACGCUAUUCUUACCGGGUCAUCUGCAGUGACAACUACUAUGGAGACAGCUGCUCACGCCUGUGCAAAAAGCGCGAUGACCACUUCGGCCACUACGUGUGUCAGCCAGACGGCAGCCUGUCCUGUCUGCCCGGCUGGACGGGAAAGUACUGUGAUAAGCCAAUCUGUCUUUCUGGCUGUAAUGAGCAGAAUGGCUACUGCCUCAAGCCUGCAGAGUGUCUUUGUCGCCCAGGCUGGCAGGGCCGCCUCUGCAAUGAAUGCAUCCCCCACAAUGGCUGUCACCAUGGCACCUGCAGCACACCCUGGCAGUGCACCUGUGAUGAGGGCUGGGGAGGCCUGUUCUGUGACCAAGACCUCAACUACUGCACCCACCACUCCCCCUGCAAAAACGGGGCAACGUGCUCCAACAGUGGACAGCGGAGCUAUACCUGCACCUGCCGCCCAGGCUAUACUGGCGUGGACUGUGAGCUGGAGCUCAGCAAGUGUGACAGCAACCCCUGUCGUAAUGGAGGCAGCUGUAAGGACCAAGAGGGCGGCUACCUCUGCCUGUGUCCCCCAGGCUACUAUGGCUCACACUGUGAACAUAGCACCUUGAGUUGCACUGACUCCCCCUGCUUCAACGGAGGUUCUUGUCGAGAGCGAAACCAGGGAGCCAGCUAUGCCUGUGAAUGCCCCCCUAACUUCACUGGCUCCAACUGUGAGAAGAAAGUGGACAGGUGCACCAGCAACCCGUGUGCCAAUGGGGGUCAGUGUCUGAACCGAGGCCCCAGCCGCCUGUGCCGUUGCCGCCCUGGAUUCACAGGGGCCUACUGUGAACUGCCCAUCAGCAAUUGUGCCCGCAACCCUUGUGCCCAUGGUGGCACUUGCCAUGACCUGGAGAAUGGGGUCUUGUGUACCUGCCCUCCUGGCUUCUCAGGCCAGCGCUGCGAAGUGCGGACACCCAGUGAUGCCUGUACCUCAGGGCCCUGCUUCAACGGCGCCACCUGCUAUCCCAGCCUCUCUCCAGACAACUUCGUCUGUAACUGCCCGUAUGGCUUUCUGGGCAGCCGCUGCGAGAUCCCUCUGGACGUGCAGUCCAGCUUCCCCUGGGUGGCUGUCUCCCUGGGUGUGGGUCUGGUCGUGGUACUGAUGUUGCUGGGCAUGGUGGCAGUGGCUGUGCGGCAGCUGCGGUUCCGGCGGCCAGAUGAUGACAGCAGGGAAGCCAUGAACAACUUGUCGGACUUCCAGAAGGACAACCUGAUCCCCGCCGCCCAACUCAAAAACACAAACCAGAAGAAGGAGCUAGAAGUAGACUGUGGUCUAGACAAGUCCAACUGUGGCAAGCAGCAGAACCAUACCUUGGACUAUAAUCUGGCCCCAGGACUGCUGGGGCAUGGGACCAUGCCAGGGAAGUACUCUCACAGUGACAAGAGCUUAGGGGAGAAGGUGCCACUGCGGUUACACAGUGAAAAGCCAGAGUGUCGGAUAUCAGCGAUAUGCUCCCCCAGGGACUCCAUGUACCAGUCUGUGUGUUUGAUAUCAGAGGAGAGGAACGAAUGUGUCAUUGCCACAGAGGUAUAAGGCAGGAGCCUCACCAGAACAUCCCGUUGUCAGCCCAGUAGCUGGACCUUCCUUCUGCGUUGUUUACAUUGCAACCUGGAUGGGACGUUUUUAAUAUGCAACGUGCUGCUCUCAGGAGGAGGAGGAAACGGCAUGAACUGGACAGACUGUGAACUUGCCAAGAGAUGCAAUACCCUUCCACACCUUUGGGUGUCUGUCUAGCAUCAGACUGGCAGCCGCACCAGCCAGAGGAACAAAGGAGAAGAGAGGUGCCACUUGGACCUGCCCUGGCAGCAGUGUCCUUCAGGGAGCUCCUUCUGGGGCUUUGACCUCUUUUCCAGUGGCAGUGGGCUCUGAAAGCCCAGAGCUGCUGUGAUCUCCACUGGCAUCUAUGUUUCCAAAGGUGCCUUUGGCCCAGGUUCCCUGGUGACAGCUGGGCCGAAAUCAGGAGAGAGGGGGCCGCAUAAGGGCAGGGCCCCUUAGAGGCCAGAACACCAC